Molecule: messenger RNA, 1602 nt
Organism: Cladocopium goreaui
Lineage: Eukaryota; Dinophyceae; Suessiales; Symbiodiniaceae
Source: the annotation of a GenBank genome assembly
AUGAAGGGCAAGAGAGCGGCGCCUUCUACAAAGACGCCCGACGCCAAAGCUACUCCGGCAUUAGUCCGUGAGUACGAUGACGAUUUCAUCGUGAACGCAGUGCCUAUCGAGAAGAAGAACAAGAUGGAUGUCAAGUUCAAUGACAAGGUGGAAACCAUCGUGUAUGUGAAGCCUGAUUUUGUGGAGUGUCCCAACAGGAAACCGAAGAGAAACAUGUCCAGAGCUCAGAAGAAGUCAUUGACGUGCAGAACAACCAAAGAGAUCAUAGAUGACCAACAAUGGGUAUUACAAUCCAAGUUGGGAAUGACAAGAGCACGUGCAAUUGGCAUAUUGAUGGACGACUAUAGUGAGUUUUCCGAUGUUGAUGAAGUACACAUCAUCCUGGGACCCAAGAAUGAUAUCAAGCUCAAGAUCAACAAUAUUGAUUUCUUGGAGAACAACUCACGAGCAGAGAUAUGCUAUGAGGAAGACUACAGGCCAUCGUCAGACUACGAGGCCGAGUUAGUGAUGAAAGUGUUGGGUCUCAACGGCAACAACCAUGCAUCAAGGACGAUCUAUCUUGAUGGUGAAAGCGGUGAUGAAAUGUCCGAAUCAGAUGAUGGAGUUGGUACGUACGUCGACGGUCCAACGAAGUCUCUGAAGAAGACGAAAAAGAAGAAGCGUUCCAAACGAAAGACGACUCCGGUAGAAAUGGACAUCAAACUCGACAAAGAGAAAGCUGAUGAUGUAGAAGUUGUUGAUGGUCCUCCUCUACCUCCUCCUGAUGGUGAACCUCCGCAUGAUGGGCCUGAACAUCACUCUAUGGGCAAACCUGGUGACGGCAUCAUCUACCUCAGCGACAUUGGCGAGCACGUCAAGCUCGACAAGCGUGGGCGACCUUACCGUGUUGGUCCAGAUGGUCGCAAAGAAGUACGAGGGUCACCAAGGCCAAAGAGCAGUUACAGUCCUGAAGAAUGGAGAGCACUAUCUGCUAAGGAGAGAGACGUCAUCAUUCGUCGUGGAAAACUUGAAGAAGAAGCUGAGAAGCUCAAGGAGAUCAAGUUGAAGAAGGAGAAAGAAAAGAAGGCCAAGGCCGAAAUCUCCGAGAAGAAGAAACAUGAUUCAAGUUCCUCCAAAGAUCCAGCCAAAGAUGAAAGUCGGAAGAAGAAGAAAAAGGAUAAUAAGAAGUCAAAGGAGAGCUCAGGCAAAGAUGGUGGCAAGGACACCAUUUUGAUCACGGAUCUCAACUACAAGUGCCAAGCGAACUCAGGGGGGACAACGAACAUCCAGUAUGGGCUCGAUGAGAUGGGAUAUGUCGUCACGGUCAUUGACAUCAACAGCUUCAAGAGCGUGACCAGAGCCCAGAAGUUCCUCGAUGCAGUCGAGCACUUGAUCAAGAGCGUGAUGCCAAACAUUACAGCCGAGGAGAAUGUGACCAUCCAUUUCUGGAUAUCUUUUGCAUUCCUCAUCACGGACACUCAUCCAUACCACGUUUGGGUUGAGAGGAACUAUGCAGAGAGGCUCGCCGAAGCGAUCCGAAGGGUCGACAAGCUGGCGACGAGGCCAAUCGUGUCACUCUGCAAAGAUCCAAGAUUUCAUGGUAUCCGAACGGGCAUUCAAUAA